Drosophila santomea is the source of this 2739-nucleotide messenger RNA. RefSeq lists its product as uncharacterized. The record is from RefSeq and is a predicted model, not a curated record. Bases 1686 to 2051 code for a protein of 121 amino acids. The transcript is spliced from 3 exons. NCBI's taxonomy places the organism in Eukaryota, Metazoa, Arthropoda, Insecta, Diptera, Drosophilidae.
GUACUGCUUAGUGCAGAUGAAAUCUCGAAAAGCCCUCAACCAUUUUAAGUCCCGCCGACAGUUUAGUUCAACGUUUUAGCCCCGCUGACUCAGCAGCAGGCAAUGCAGAUACAAACGUAUCUGCUACCUGUGUUCAGAUACUUUUUCGCUCAUCCGUUAACCGCAAUCCGCGAUGAACUGCGAGCCAUUGUGUUGAUGCUGCUGCCGAUGUACCUGCAAUUUUAGCCGCUACUCAUGUUGCUGAUGUAGCUGCAAUUGCUGCUGCUGUCUGCUGCUGCUGCGUGACAACGAUUGCACAAUGGAAUCAAUUGUUAUAAUGGAAUUAGCGUGCACCCAACCUCGCGCACAGCCGUGAAUUGUCAGCCAAAAGAGAGAGCGCUUGAAGGAAAAAUACGAAUGAAAGAUGGUGGCGGGGAAAGUGGGGCCAUGGGCACCACCAGAUAUCAGAAAAAAUGUCUAAUUAAGUGUGCGAGCAAAGGCGGCACUAUCUGAACUUGACAACACAACAAUGUAUCUACAAACCUUGUACUGCUCUAAGCUUAUUGAAGAAGUCGAAUGUCCACUUCCUUUCAAGACUUAAAUGAAACGGGGAAGGUUUUGUGAGAUCAUAUGAGAAUAACCUUUAAGGCAACGCCUUGAUUUUAUAACAUGGAUGGGUUUGAUCAUUGCAAAAACAGCCAAGUCAUUGCUUACCCCCUCAGUUGACCAAACAAAACCCAACCCAAGCAGCCUUACAGCAAAGAUCCACUAAAAGUGAUUCAUGGAGGUAUCAUUCAUUUAGGUAUCAAUAUCGCUCAUUCAGACAAGCCCUUUCACUUCAGUCUCAAUGGAAACAGCCUUAAACUUUUCCGCUCUCUCCUUCAUUGGCUUUUACGUUAUUUCACAAUGCAAAUAUAUAUACAAAAUAUAUAAACAAUUGGCUUGCGAGACAAUAUUUACAAGCGUGGCCAGCUGCGACAAAAAAUUCAACAAUAAUCGCUUAAAGGGGGCACGUUUUUGAUGCACAAGACAUGUUGCAAGGCAAAACAAAGAGGGACUAGAAAAACUGGUUGGACACAUGAAUAAUAUAUGUGUGUACGGAAAAAAGAAAAUCACUAGAUGGCAGGCAGAAUUGGUUGGAGGGAAGGAGGGUGAGGCAAAUGCUAAGUGCAGUCGAGCAGCAAAAGAACUUGAUAAGUUAGCCAGAAGUGGAUCAUGUUGCAUGCCAUGUGGAAUUCAUUGAGAACUGAGGGAGGGGGAGUCCCAGAAGCGAGAGUGUCCGCUUCAAAAGUUGCCCGCCAAGUGAUCCAUAAACGGAGUGAUUAAAUAAAUUAAAAUUCUUUAUUUUCUUGUUUAUGGCUGUUCUCCCGCUCCCUCAAUCGCAAUCUUUCGCCCACAACGAGUUCUAAUAAUUAGCACAAGAAUUGGCUCACUGAGGGACUCAUUUCCACAUGGUUAUAAAGCUUAUAUAGUACCCGGCUUAUUUACAUCAGAGUUUAGUUCAGUCCGCGUCAUUUGCUAAUCGAAACUCGUCUGGCGAAAACAGCUCUAGAAAAUAAGACCCCAAACAGAGCACGCAAAUUCAGCUUGGAAUUCGUCCAUGAAUAUAUGCGAAUAUAUUUACGGAUAUGGAUUAAAUGGUUCCUAUUUAAGUGCCGGCCACUUAACACCGUCGAAUUAAAGCGAUCAAAUCAAGCAGAUCCAAGAUGCUCACCAGACAGCCCGACUACACCAUCUCCGAACUGGGCCAUCCCAUCCACCAGUGGUCGGAUUCGACCACGUGCGAGUCCCUCAAGAAGCUGGACUACAGAAAGAUGCCCAGUUCCCCGCCAUCACCUCAUCGUCUGCUCCCACUGAGGGAGACCCUGGACGAUUGUUUCAAGCGGUUGACGAUGAGGAGCCGAGAAGAUUUCGAAGAGGAUCCCGUGUACCAGCAGAAACUGCGGAAGAAUCAGUGGAAUGAACAGCAGCGAAAGCGCAGCAAUCAAAAAUGUCGAGAUAAAGACGAGUCCAGAGCCACAACGACGACGACGACGACGAUAGCGGCGACCUGCGAUUUAAACAAUUUCUGAGAUUAGAAGGAGGAGGAAGAAUAUCUAUGGGGGAAGCAACCUAAGCGGACUGACUAAAAGUGCUAAAAUAAAACACCUUUUGCCUAGAUCAUUAAGCACAUUAAAUGUUAAGUAAAGGAAAAGCUAUAACACUUAAUUCUCGUUUAAUUGCCAGCCACGCAGUUAGCAUACAAAAGCACAUUCAAAUGGAAUUUCAUCGGCCCAUUAAAGUGUAAACAAAUCGCGGAGAAGAGUAGUGAAUAGAACAGAACAGAACAGAACUAAACAGGCUGGCAGCCAAAAAUGGUGAGGAGACAUUGGGGCAACCUUGAUCAUGAGCACGUCGCCAUGGGGCCAACAAAUUAAUGCUCGAACGUGCUUUCUUUAAAUGGCUAAACGCGUGCGAUUGGAGCAGAUCUGUACUCGCAGCGGAAGAAUCCGCGAUCUUCUAAUGGUAAUGGUAACCCAAAGUGGAUAAUGGAAUCUAUUACUGGUGUAGAUUCUGCGUUGUUAGGAGUUAUCUUCAUCUGCUAAACCAUACGAGUGAAAUUAUCUAGAAUGCGAGGCUUAAAUAUUUGCAUAAGAUAAGAUAGCAAGUUAAAAUAAAGAUCACUAGUAGAACAUCAAAAUAUCUUAAAUAGUUACAUAGAAUGUACAAAUAAAUACUUAAUAAAGAUAAACAACAGCGUUCUCAGCUGAAUUCUACACA